AUGGAAAUGCAAUUGGUGUGCUCGUGUAGAUGUAGGGUUCCACCUGUGGGAGCAGGAGGUGUAAGCAGAAGAAUAAGAAUUGGGAGCGCCAGAGUGAAAAGAAAAGCAGUGACGGCAAUGCGAGCGGUGGUUCAGCGCGUGGCCUCUGCCUCCGUCGAGGUCGAAGGCCGCAUCGUAUCCGAGAUUGGCCCCGGUCUUCUCGUCCUCGUCGGAAUCCAUGACUCCGAUUCCGAUGCCGACGCCGAUUACAUAUGCCGGAAGGUCUUGAAUAUGAGGCUGUUCCCGAAUGAAAGUUCCGGCAAAGCGUGGGACCACAGUGUAAUGCAGAAAAAUUAUCAAGUUUUGUUGGUGAGUCAGUUUACAUUGUAUGGAUUCUUGAAGGGGAACAAGCCGGAUUUUCACGUGGCAAUGGCGCCUCAGAGAGCCAAACCAUUCUAUGCCUCUUUAGUUGACAGGUUUAGGAAUGCCUAUAAUUCUGAUGCAAUCAGGGAUGGUGUAUUUGGAGCAAUGAUGAAGGUAAAUUUGGUUAAUGAUGGACCAGUUACCAUGCAGCUUGAUUCACAAUCGCCCAAGAAUGCCGUUGAUGCAGCAGAGUCUUAA
Messenger RNA from Sphenostylis stenocarpa, 600 nucleotides. The record is from the annotation of a GenBank genome assembly. Lineage: Eukaryota; Viridiplantae; Streptophyta; Magnoliopsida; Fabales; Fabaceae.